Messenger RNA from Cololabis saira (Pacific saury), 3455 nucleotides. RefSeq names its product thyroid hormone receptor interactor 10a (gene trip10a). Gene Ontology annotation, molecular function: protein binding. The record is from RefSeq and is a predicted model, not a curated record. Gene Ontology annotation, biological process: signal transduction. NCBI's taxonomy places the organism in Eukaryota, Metazoa, Chordata, Actinopteri, Beloniformes, Belonidae. The transcript is spliced from 16 exons. Bases 267 to 2051 code for a protein of 594 amino acids.
UACCAGAGCUGCUUUGCAGCGUUUCCUUCGUUAUGAAAAAUAUUUGGACGAACCAGGCUAAAGACUGUCGGCCCAAGUUGACUGGUUAAUCACAAUGCUGCUUUACAUGAUUUUCUAAAGAAAUCAGUAGCGGGGCGUCCAAUCUUUUUUUUCUUCUGGGUGAUCCCAUCGGGAUUGUAGUUAGGAGGGCCGUCCUGCGAGCUGCCGGGAUAAACUUUGGAGGAGUUUCUUUGUAUUCGGGAGACAGCUUGGCAAACAAGCUGAACAUGGACUGGGGCACUGAGCUUUGGGACCAGUAUGACAUCAUAGAGAGGCACACGCAGUCGGGCCUGGAGCUGGUGGAGAAGUAUGUGAAAUUUGUGAAGGAGAGGACGGAGAUUGAGCAGAACUAUGCCAAACAACUGAGGAACCUUUCAAAGAAAUAUAACCAAAAACGAACCAGCAAAGAUGAGCCAGAGUGCAGGCUAUCCAGCUACCAGUCGUUUUUGGACAUCCUGAAUGAGAUGAACGACUACGCAGGGCAGAGAGAGCUUAUUGCUGAGAACUUGAUGAUGAGCAUCUGCAUUGAUCUCACCAAGUACCUGCAAGAGCUCAAGCAGGAACGCAAGACGUAUCUGAUGGAGGCCAAGAAGGCCCAGCAGAGUUUGGAGAGCACCUACAAGCAGCUCGACAGUAGCAAAAAGCGCUUCGAGAGGGAGUGGAGAGAAGCAGAGCGUUCGGCGCUGUAUGCAGAGAAGACGGAUCAGGACAUCAAUGCUACAAAAGCAGAUGUUGAAAAAGCCAAACAGCAGGCACAUAUGAGAGCACAUGUAGCCGAGGAGUGCAAGAACGACUACGCCGCUCAGCUGCAAAAAUACAACAAAGAGCAGAACCAGUUCUAUUUUAAUGACAUGCCACUCAUUUUCAAUAAAUUGCAGGAUCUGGACGAGAGGCGAAUACAGAAGUUGGCUCAAGGCUACGUCUUGUUCUCAGACACAGAAAAGCAUGUGAUGCCCAUCAUUGGCAAGUGCCUGGAAGGCAUUACUAAAGCUGGCACUAAUGUUAAUGAAAAGAAUGACUCCAUGGUUGUAAUAGAGCAGAAUAAGUCGGGCUUUGAGCGUCCUGGGGACGUGGAGUUUGAGGACUUUAGUCAGGGCAUCAAUCGAGCCUCCUCCGACAGCAGCCUUGGUACGCCCAAAGGCCCGAUGGAACUUCUGGGGAAGAACAGGAGCAAAAACUUUUGGCUUUUCAGCAAGAGGAGUAAGCUCUCCUCUUCCACACUCGCUUCUCUCUCCACAACCCCAAGCCCUUUGCCCCCUAACGGAUCACCUUCCCCCAAGUUUGGCCGGGACCCCCUGUCGUACUGUUUGAAGGAGAUCAAUAAGACUGUCAAACCCAGAAUCUCUUCAUUCCGGACCCUCAGGAGAUCGAAAUUUACUCCGGAGAGGAUCAUGCCCACAGUGACGGAGGACUUUGCCCAUCUCCCCCCAGAGCAGCGCAGGAAGAGGUUACAACAGAAAUUGGAAGAAAUCUGCAAAGAGUUGCAGAAGGAAGUCGAUCAGAGUGAAGCACUCGGAAAGAUGAAAGAUGUUUAUGAGAAAAAUCCUCAGAUGGGAGAUCCAGCCAGUCUUGCAUCCCAAAUCACCCAGACAUCCCAGAAUAUAGAGAGACUCAGGGGGGAGAUGAACAAGUAUGAGACCUGGCUGGCGGAAGCGGGUGGUCGAGGGGACACGCUGCGCUAUAAAACUCACACGUUUAACAAUAAUGGAGCUCAUGACGUGUACAGCCCUGACGGAGCUCAUUCCGAUGAAAGCACCCCCGAUCCUUCCCAAGCCAUUUACGCCGAGUUUGACGAUGACUUUGAGGAUGAAGAACUGACCACUCCUAUUGGGAAAUGCACAGCCAUGUACAACUUCCCUGGGGCCAGUGAGGGAACCAUCUCUAUGCAGGAAGGAGAGGUCCUGGCUGUGGUUGAAGAGGACAAAGGGGACGGCUGGACCCGCGUUCGAAGGAACAAUGGAGACGAAGGCUACAUUCCUACAUCUUAUGUCACCAUCACUUUAAACAAAUGAUGGCUAAUAUAAAAAAAAAAAAAAAUGGGCCAAUUCUAAAGAAACCAUGUCACCUUAUGGGCAGGACUGCGAGGGUAACCAGACGUAAGCGUUUGAUUUCUCGAGUGAGGCACCUUAUGUACACAUAGCGACGGUGCUAACAGAAUCUUCCUCUUGGCUUGCAUUACAUUAAUGUCAUCCCUGAUGCCCACUCUCCAAACGGCAAGGUUAUUUUAUUUUUUAAUUUUUUUUAAUGCAAUGUUUUCAGUAUUUUUUGCAGUAGUUUCGAUGAACAGUUCUUAGGUGCAGGUAAAGGGGAAGUUCCUUCCCCCGUUCCACAGCCUGAUGACACUUUAACUCCUAAACGUGAAAAGAAGCAGUAGUAGCAGAAGAAGAGGAGCAUUAGUGCUGCUGCCAUCUUUACACUGAGUGUUAAUACUCGGGCGGAAGUUAUCUCGCCUGCUUUUGUUUUCAUUGAAACUGAACUCUGAUGCAGUGGCCCACCCCGCUGCAGAAACCACAAUUUAUGACCUGUUUGGGUUCUCAUUCGUCUCAAGCGUGCCACUAUACGGUUGAAACAGUGUUGAGUGUCACUGCGAGAUGGAUGAGGUUUGGUUCAAGAACGCUCCAUUAUUUUAUUUUAUCUUAUUUUUCUUUUAAUUUUUAGCAGUUGGCGAGGCCAAAGGUGUGCACAGCUCUCCUGUCAUGGUAAAGCCCAAUAACAUGACCGUAAACAGACUCUGAAAUGUUCAGACAAUCAUAGCCAUAUCAUCAUUUUAUUUUAAACCUUCAUCAGUUGCAAGGAAAUAAAGUAGAUGUUAUUUUCUAACAAUCACAACCUGAGAAUUGUACUAAAAAUAAUUUAUUACAAAUGUGUAUAAAUAAAAUGUUAAUGUUUGACAGCAGUUGUAUUUCGUAAUAAGAUAUUUCUGAUGUUGUUCUUCUUCUCCUUGCACACAGCGGGUAGCCUGUAGCCACAAAAGGGAGUAAUAAAUGCACACACAAACAAUUGCUCCAUUAAAACUUUUAUAUUUAAAUGAUAUAUAAUAUAUAUUUUAGCUAUCACAACACCACUAUUGUCUUAUUAGCCUUUUAACCAUUCAAAUAAAGAUCGUUUCUUUGCAAGAGAAAAGCUUAAGUACAUAGUUUUGUUUCUAAUAAUGUUUUUUUUGGAGUUCAGAAGUUUAGCCACUUCAUGUUUUUUACGUUGUUAUAGAGCCAGCAGAAAGCAUUACAUUUCCAGUUGAUGCUCAUGUGUCUUUGGUGCCUUUCUUGUUACAAGAAUUUUGUAUAUACCUUUUUUUUUAAAUUGCAUUUAAGAUAUUUUCCUCUUUUUCAAGACUUAAUAAAUGUAAAGCACAUUUCAACAUUAGAAGUGGUUAUGUCAUCUCUGGACUUGAAAAAUAAACAGUUGGAGCACAAAUA